Messenger RNA from Lathyrus oleraceus (garden pea), 1218 nucleotides. RefSeq names its product F-box protein At1g55000. NCBI's taxonomy places the organism in Eukaryota, Viridiplantae, Streptophyta, Magnoliopsida, Fabales, Fabaceae. Gene Ontology annotation, molecular function: protein binding. The transcript has 2 exons. The coding region runs from base 92 to 883 and encodes 263 amino acids. The record is from RefSeq and is a predicted model, not a curated record.
AAAAUAUAUUUAUUCACAAUAUCUUUAACCACCCGUAUAAGAUUCGUGGAUGAGUUUUGUCCGAAGGUGUAAAAGAAACUACUUCAUCUGAAUGGGAUGCUGUUGCGACGAAGACGACGGCGAUAUUCUCCGCCAUCUCAUGAAUUCUAAUUUCGCUUCCCCUUCUUCCACCCAAACCCCACCUCCUUCCACUUCAACAGUAAUCUCGCCAAUGAAUUCUCAUUUCUCGGCACUAUCCUCCACCGACACCCUCCAAAUCAUCUUCGAGAAGCUUCCGAUCCCCGAUCUCGCCCGUUCGAGUUGCGUGUGCCGAGUCUGGAACUCAGUAGCCUCACAAAGAGAUAUUGUAACCAGAGCUUUCCUAGCACCAUGGAAAUUGAAGGACGUAGUUGGAAACCCGCUCUCUAGAAGCUUCUGGAGAGACAAUUCACUCGCCAAAUUCGCAAUCUCGCACCGAAUUAUGCGCGGAGACAGCGUUGCUAGUCUCGCCGUCAAGUACUCCGUUCAGGUGAUGGAUAUUAAACGAUUGAACAAUAUGAUGAGCGAUCAUGGCAUAUACUCGAGGGAAAGGCUAUUAAUUCCUAUUAGUAAUCCCGAUAUUCUUAUUAAAAGAACUUGCUUUAUUGAGCUAGAUGUUAAUGCUAAACGAGAAGUUGCAGUAUUGUACCCUGACGAUGUACCAGACAUAAAGAGUAGCUAUGUAUCAACCAGAAUAUCCUCAGAAGAGAGCAACAAAAAGGUGCUUGAUUCCUUGAAGAGAAGCAUGCAAGUUGAUAGUGAAACUGCUCAAUACUACUGGUCUGUUUCAAAUGGGGAUCCUCGAGCUGCUCUUGCUGAAUUUUCUUCAGACCUUCAGUGGGGUAGGCAAGUAGGUCAUUCCUAGUCUUUGGAAGAGGUUAAAUUCAAGUUCGACCCUUGUUUGAAAUAAUCGGGAGGUUUGGUGACCGGUAAAUGGAUAAUGAAUAGUUAAGAAUUCAAGAUGUUGGGUCAGCCAAGUGUCUGCUUUAAAUCUACUAUAUUAUGUUAGCUCUUCUUCAUUGAAGAGUUGAAACUGGAAUAAGUCACUUCCUGCUCUGUGAUAUAUAGUACUAAUGUGGUGAGAUGUGUUCAAAAUUUGUGUAACUUGUAAUAGUUUAUAAGUACAUUUAUACAAGAAGACAAUGUAUUAUUUUUUAAACUGAAAUUGAAACUGCAUUUAGUACAUAAGAAUUUGAUUUA